UCAGGCUGGGAAAUUCGACCAGUGCCCUGCACAGCGCCGAGACUGGAAGGCAAUCUGAGUGUUACUGUUCCCCCCCUCCGCCCCCCUUCUUCUUCUUCUUCAUCGUCGUCGGCGUCACCAUCAUCAUCUUUCUCAGCAGUUUCUCCAUCGGAGCAGGAAGAGUUGCGGAUUUCCCCAGAGGCGGACUGUUUGGUUUCUGUCCCCCACAGAGGAGGAAAAAAUAAUGGGCGCCCUCAUGACCUGAUCUAAAGGAAAGAAUCGCUUCCCGUCCUGGGAGGAGAAGCAACCGGACAGGCUUGGGCAGACGAUUCUGCUCAGUCGGAGAAAAUGCAGGUGUAAGUAAACGUCCCCAGGUUCUUGAACAACCACCGCAACAAAAACAAGAGAUUUGCCUCAGAGCCAAGAAGAGCGCAGUCAGCGAAGCAAACCGACCGGUGGGGGGAGGGCUGGAUACCUCUUGUGGGAGGGGGGCUGCUCCCCUUGGCUGGCCACUUCCAAGAUUCAUCCCCCUCUUCGCCCACCGCAUGAGUGCCCGGGGAGGCCCUGAUCCUGCCUCCAGGGGGCUUCGGGGACUCUGCCGCAGCGCCCACCCUAUGGCGAUCCCCCUGUGCUAAGACGAGGCGAGGGCGGUGGUCUACUCGGGAGCGGAGAGCCAGGGGGCAGGAUCGGGGGUGGUGGUCGCCCGGGAGGGCGGCGAUGAGUCUGGUGGGGGGCUUCCCCCACCACCCGGUGGUCCACCAUGAGGGCUACCCGUUCGCUGCUGCUGCGGCCGCUGCGGCCGCCGCCGCCGCCGCCAGCCGCUGCGGCCACGAGGAGAACCCCUACUUCCACGGCUGGCUGAUCAGCAGCCACCCCUCGGAGAUGUCUCCGCCAGACUACAGCAUGGCGCUGUCCUACAGCCCCGAGUACGCCAACGGGGCGCCGGGCCUGGAGCACCCUCACCACUACGUGGGCGGCGUGCCCCCCCCGGGCAGUGGCGGCGGGCCGCCGGGCUUGGGAGGCUGCCCCCGGCCGGUCAAGCGCCGCGGCACGGCCAACCGCAAGGAGAGGCGCAGGACUCAGAGCAUCAACAGCGCCUUCGCCGAGCUGCGCGAGUGCAUCCCCAACGUGCCGGCCGACACCAAGCUCUCCAAGAUCAAGACGCUGCGCCUGGCCACCAGCUACAUCGCCUACCUCAUGGACCUCUUGGCCAAGGACGACGCCAACGGCGAGGCCGAGGCCUUCAAGGCCGAGAUCAAGAAGACCGACGUCAAGGAGGACAAGAGGAAGAAAGAGCUGAACGAAAUCUUGAAAAGCACAGUUAGCAGCAAUGACAAGAAAACCAAAGGAAGGACUGGCUGGCCGCAGCAUGUGUGGGCUUUGGAGCUCAAGCAGUGAGCAAGACGAGGAGGACUGGAGGGAAUAUCUGAGGAGGACUCUGGACCUUCACAAGAAAUGGCUGAGCUGAGGAGGACUUGUUGUUUUGGAAUCGUCUGGUUUAUUUAUGUGCAAUUUCCCUCCCCCUAAUCUCCCCUUAAAAAUGUGGAUCUUGGAAGAAAAGCAUUCCAUGUUUGAAUAUAUGAAGAGGAAAACUCCAGCGUGGUAAGGGGUAACGUGGUCUCCAUAGUUGUGUGCGUGCGUGUGUUCCUGUGUGUGAUUUUAUUUUUUUAUUUUUUGGUGAAUGUUAUUUUGCUUUGUAUAGAACACAAGGGGCAAAAAAAAAUCUUGCAGGCAUUAGUGUGUGUAAGUGAAGUGUAUAUCUUUUAAACCUGUCCUCUUGGGUAAAUGUGUGGAUGGGAAACUCGAGUCAGAGCCUCUGCCCCCCCCCCCCAAGGUUUCCAGUCUUCACUGGGAUGGGACUUCAGUGUAGUGUUCUUUUCCUCGUGGUCGCUUAACAGCUGGGAAAGGUUUUCGACAGCUCUUUUGUUUAUGUGCACUCCGGUCCUUAAGGCAGCAAAACAAAAAUUAAAAUUAAAAGAAAAAAUCCGUGGAGCUGAAUUAAUAUUGCAAGGUGUAAACGCUGUAAGUAUUCAAUAAACCACUGUGUGUGUGUGUUUUUGUACUAAAAGCAAAUCUUACCUUGUGUACCUCGGAGAGGAAAACAAACACCUUGUUACGGUUCACAUAAUAUUGGAAAGUAAAUUAUAUAAGCUGCCAUCCUAUGCGGGGAUGUUAUUUGAGGAAACCUCACUGAGUCGGUGAGAUUUGCUUCGCAGUCAGUAUUUAUAGGAUCGGGCUGCAAAUUGAAAAAUAAAAAGAUUUUUCUUUACAAAUGCUU
This is a messenger RNA of Hemicordylus capensis (graceful crag lizard), 2257 nucleotides long. RefSeq names its product heart and neural crest derivatives expressed 2 (gene HAND2). Gene Ontology annotation, biological process: regulation of transcription by RNA polymerase II; heart development. Bases 697 to 1377 code for a protein of 226 amino acids. The transcript is spliced from 2 exons. The record is from RefSeq and is a predicted model, not a curated record. Gene Ontology annotation, molecular function: DNA-binding transcription factor activity, RNA polymerase II-specific; RNA polymerase II transcription regulatory region sequence-specific DNA binding; protein dimerization activity. Lineage: Eukaryota; Metazoa; Chordata; Lepidosauria; Squamata; Cordylidae.